Messenger RNA from Magnusiomyces paraingens, 1593 nucleotides. RefSeq lists its product as uncharacterized. The transcript has a single exon. Gene Ontology annotation, molecular function: medium-chain fatty acid-CoA ligase activity. NCBI's taxonomy places the organism in Eukaryota, Fungi, Ascomycota, Dipodascomycetes, Dipodascales, Dipodascaceae. The coding region runs from base 1 to 1593 and encodes 530 amino acids. The record is from RefSeq and is a predicted model, not a curated record. Gene Ontology annotation, biological process: fatty acid metabolic process.
AUGCCUGCUCACGCUACUCUCUACGAGGCUGUCACUCUGGCCGCAAAGGCCAACCCCUCUAAGAUUGCGGUUACCAUUCCCGACGGCCCCCAACUUUCUCACUCACAAUAUGUUCAGGCCAUCAAGGACUUUCAGCGUGAACUUGCUCUGCUCAACAUCCCUCAGCAAGCUGCCAUUUCUAUUGCCAUUCCCAACAACCUCGAAUUCGCGAUUUCUUUCCUUGGCGUGGCAUUCUCUUCCUACAUUGCUGCUCCUCUGAACCCAGCCUACAAAAAAUCAGAGUUUGCCUUCUACAUUGACGAUCUUAAGUCUGCUCUUGUUCUUGUCCCCAAAGACCACGUCAAGAAUAACUCUCCAGCCGUCCAGGCUGCCAGAGAUUUUGGCGCAGGAAUUGCUGAAAUCUACUGGGAUGAUUCCUCUCGCAAGCUUGUUCUCGAUCUCAAGGAAACAGGCUCUAUCAUCAAAGUUACCCCUGGUGCUACCGUUGCUUCUACCUCAGUCCCUCCAGCUCCAGCUUCUUCUCAUGUUGCCCUUGUUCUCCAUACCUCGGGUACAACCGGUCGUCCCAAGGCCGUUCCUUUGACCCAGAAAAACAUGGCUACCACCGUCUUUAACAUUAUUAACACUUAUAAGCUUACCCCCGCUGAUACCUCUUACCUCGUGAUGCCUCUUUUUCAUGUCCACGGUCUUCUUGCCGGUUUCCUUGCUCCUUUAGCUUCCGGUGGUGCCGUUGUUAUUCCCCCACGCUUCUCUGCCCAGUCCUUCUGGUCAGAUUUUAUCACCUAUAAGGCCAAUUGGUACACUGCCGUACCCACUAUCCAUCAGAUUCUCCUCAAGGGCAAGAUUCCCUCACCUCUCCCCAAGAUCCGUUUCAUUCGCUCUUGCUCUUCAUCUCUAGCUCCUGCUACAUUCGAAGCUCUCGAGGAGACCUUCAAGGCUCCAGUUCUUGAAGCUUAUGCCAUGACUGAGGCCUGCCACCAAAUGACUUCGAACAACCUUCCUCCUGGCAAGAGAAAGCCUGGUACUGUUGGUGUUGGUCAAGGUGUUGAGGUUGUUAUUCUCGAUGCUAAUGACAAUAUUCUGCCCGCUGGCCAAGAAGGUGAGAUUUCCAUCAAGGGUCCUAACGUCACUCCUGGUUACAUCAACAACCCUAAGGCCAACGCAGAAUCUUUCACCAAGAAUGGAUACUUUAGAACUGGUGACCAGGGAAAGAAGGAUGAGGAUGGCUUUGUCAUUAUCACUGGUCGCAUCAAGGAACUUAUUAAUAGAGGUGGUGAGAAGAUUAGUCCCAUUGAGCUUGAUGGCGUUAUGCUCCGUCAUCCUGAUGUUUCCGAGGCAGUUGCCUUUGCUGCUCCUAAUGAGCUAUAUGGCCAGGUCGUGAAUGCUGCAAUUGUGCUUAAGCCUAGUGCUGAGAACAAGGAUCACAAGGCCCUUGAAAAGGAUAUCCAACAAUUCUUGUCGACAAAGCUUGCCAAGUUUAAGAUUCCCGAGCGUAUUUUCUUUACCAAGAUUAUGCCCAAGACUGCCACUGGCAAGAUCCAGCGCAGAAUUGUAGCUCAAAAGUUCCUUGAAACUCCCAAGCCUAAGCUUUAG